This is a messenger RNA of Caenorhabditis auriculariae, 2699 nucleotides long. NCBI's taxonomy places the organism in Eukaryota, Metazoa, Nematoda, Chromadorea, Rhabditida, Rhabditidae. The record is from the annotation of a GenBank genome assembly.
AUGGAAAGGGCGGCGGGUGAAAAGCCUGCCUCGAAAAAUGGAAGUGGCGACGGCGAACAUCAUCAGCCGAAGACGAUCGAGGACAUCCCCGGAGAUGUGAUUCUGAAAGUUUGCACAAACUUGGACAGGUAUAAAAGGAAAGAAAGCUUUGAGGGCACUGAAACUGGUUCUAUAGAAGAAGCGCGUGUUCUUUCUCUCGGACUUCCCGUCAGAAGUACUUCCAAAUCGCAGGAAACGCCAAUUACCUCAAGAUCAAGCUGCCGCCCACCAUCGAAAGUCUUCAAGUUUCGCACCAGAGUCCGAGAUCUGAGACGGUUCGUUUCCACCGUUCUACCUCAAAGUUAGCCUUUUUACAGCUGUCCGGGCUCAUUUUCAAGUGCUCUUUGGCAGCUUCUUCCGGACUCAAGCGAAUCGACUUCCACUUUUUCGAAGAAGCCUUGAUGUUCGGAAAUGAGACGUACGCUUUCGUCAAAGAGAACUUCAACAAAAUCGGCGACUACGUCGAUUACAAGGCAUAUAUUUUGGCUCCAGCUUAUCGACCAGAAUAGUUUGAAGGUUUACGAACAGCUGACUCAAGGCAUCUCCACGAGAUACGUCUACUGCUCGGACGUCCGCACGACUGUCAUCCGAUGUUUCCAGAACUCUUUCGGCGGCAGUAUGCGCCUCAAGUGCGCUAUUUUCGAAAAAGUUUGUUUUCGAAUAUGUUCUAUCAAGGGAGGUUGAAAUAGUCAGUCUUUGAGAAAUCGCUGGAAAUUCACGAGGUUUUCUUUGAAGCGCUCUGAUUCAAAUCAAGUUACGCUUCCAUUUUAGGUGAAAAAAGUUUUUUGGAACCUUUGAAAAUCCAUAAAUCGAUUCAGCUACAAAAAAUGUUUUAUUUGGAGAAGAUUGACAAAGGCGCUCUGAUUUAUUUCGCCCUUUCAUCCAGGCUUGUGCUAGGUCCAGGCCCGAUCGAGUGACCAAGCGAAAAUGGCCGGGGCGACCCCAAAAAACUCAAGUUUUCUUCGAGUAGAGUAUCAAGCUUUUUUACGACAAAAUCUCGUUUUUAUAUUUGUCUCACUUGAUUUUCAUUAGAAACUAUGACUUUCCAAGUAAAAAGAAUUUUUCGGUGAAAUUUUUAGAAUUUUCCGAGCCCGCACAGGCUUUUUCUAAAAAAUGUGGCCCAAAGGCCCGCUCCGCCCAGCCUGACACAAGCCUGAUCUCAUCGAAAUACGACCCAAUUCGGUUCAGAUGACCGUGACGGCCCUGUUGAUGAAGGAUAUUACGGUCAUUUUCGAAGCAAUGUUCCUCACCGCCGGAUUCGUGAAAUUCCACGAGUGCACCAUCAACCUUCUUGUUCGCGAAAAAAAAGCUUCACAAAUUUUCAAAAAAAAAAACUUUUCAGGUUUACUACGACGAGUUUUUCCAGAGAAUCGGACCGAUGAGCUUCGAAAUCAACAAAUGCGAUUUCACGGGCUACCGUACAUUCUUCUCUCCCGAGUUCUUCGACGAUUACAUGGUACCAUGAUUCUCGGAAAUUGGUUUUCAAAUAUUGAUUUUUUCUUCAGAAGAACACCGUCCGCAACUUCAAGUUCACAUACAAUCACAACCAACAUCGGCGACGUGUUUUCGGUUUUGAUACGUCGUCACUCCGGGAACACGUCUUCCUUUUCGACGAGAAGCUUUUGUUCGACACGAAAAGCCUCGAAAACCUCCAGAUUUGCGCCUUCAGCCUGGACUCUCUCACGAUGCUCAACGCGCUCAUGAAGGUACGAGAGCAGAAAAAUUUCUUCAACUUUUCUCAGGGGUCUUGUCUUGUCGGUAAAAACCCUCUUUGAUUCUUCAAAAAUUAGUUGUCUUUUUGACUCUUUGGCGGUUAUUUGGUAUUUCACGGAUUUAAUUUGAACGAGCCAUUAUACCCCAUUUCACACCAGCUUAUUUAUUUAUUUAUUUUUUUCGCAAAAAAAGACUGUAUAAUUAAAUUGACGAAACUUUUUCUCCAAGACCUUUUUCCGGUGUUUUUGAAUUUUAGUAAAAACAAAAGUUUGUAUUUACGGUAUCUUUUUUUGCUGUGACUUUGAGGCUUGCCGGUUUCGUUUCACUUUUUGGUAGAAAAAAAUAGCGUUCAAUUUUUUUUCAAAUAUUUUUUUCCUAGAAUCUUUUUGCUUGUUCGAAAAAAAUGAUGAACCUCAGGAAGUAAUAAUCACGCGAAAAUUUUUCUGCUUUUUCUGACAAGUAGUCUAGGGAGUGCUCUGAAAAGGGGGUUAGUUUUCCAUUUUCUGUGAGAUUUUUCAAACGGUCAGAAAAAUUAUCCAUUUAAUAGACAAUAUCAAUAGUAAAGUCUUUUGGCCAACUUUCACGACCAGGCUGAUUUCCCUUCGCUUAUUUUUUUCACCAAAAAGGUACAACUUGUAGAAACUCGUGCAGGCGAGAAGGAAGGUUCCGUACAAGAUGGAAUUCUGUUUGCGGAAGCUGUACAAGGGCAAGAAGGGCCACGAGGACGACAUCCGCGAGAUGCUCUUCAAGGAUGUCCCAAAUAUGUACUACCGCAAGUCCAUCAGCAAGGUUCGAAACGGAGAGUUGCAUUAGUGAAGGGAACUUUUGAGGUUCCCGUCUCGGAAAACGACGAGUUCUUUGUGAGCGUGAGCAAGUGCGGCAGAGCCGUCUGCAUCUUUCCGGAUUACGACGCCAUCUCGAAAGAUCUGGAAGAUAUUCUCGAAUAA